UAUGCACUAUAUUCAUAUAAUUGACCCGCUCCCUAAAUCAUUUAUGUUGGGUACCGUAACGAUAACAAAUGUUGUUUUAGGUGGACGUAAAGAGAGCAUAGCUAUCAGAUUGAUGUAAUCACCGAGCAGGUGGAAUUAACAAACGAUGCUGGUUUUCUAACUACAAUGAAAAGUGGAUUAAUUAAUUAACACACCUGAUCAUGCUAAUGAACAUCAUGGUGAGAGGAUUAACAAAAGUGUUCUUGAUGUUAAUCGGAACAACAUGUGUGUAUUCGGCAUCUCUUGAAGCUGAAAAAGCGUCUGAGACGGUGACACUAAAGUUGUAUCAGUACAGCACCGAAAAGUGGGCUACUAAUAGUAAGGCGUUGCCGCUGCAGUCGCGGGUCGCGGAAGACGCCAACACUUACUGCCAGACGUCGCCGGCGUCGUGCGGACUUCUGUACUGGAAUGCGUCUACAGUGUUUUCUAGUUCCGAUGUUGGAAUAGCGACUACAAAUAAAGAUAAAAACUUGGAGGUGACGAUAUACAUCACGUUUCCCGCCGAUUUUAACCUGUCGUCUGUAUCACCUACCACCUUCGUGUUGAACAAGGCGGCAUCAUACGACAUCGUGACGGCUAAUAAAGCGGGCAUUGAGACGGCUAUCGGCCUGCAGGUGACGUACAUCGACAGCACCUACUACGGCAUCAAGGUGUCGAUGAAGGAAAACCAGAUCAUCAUCCCCAUCGCCUUCGCCGUCGUCAUCGCACUCAUCGUCGUCGUCGUUACGAUGCACAUCUGGCAGAAACGGAGGACGAAGAAGACUCGAAGUCUCAGGAGACAGGAAAAACAUCUUUCGGCGAGCAAAGUGUCUCCGGAGAAACCAGCCUAUCAGCAGACGUACAAUGGAAACUGGAACCAGGAGAACACACACCAGGGGGGCCACGUAAACUCGUCCCCGACUAGAGUUACGGCCCCUGUUAUCGUGAACAGCCUGAACGAGUUCACCGAGACCUCGUCACAGGUUGGCUAUCCACUACCUCCGCUCGAAAACGAGGACGUCAGGAGAGAGAGAAAGAAGAAGAAGAAGACAAAAAAGAAGAAGAAACACCGAGAGGAGAAUCAGGACGUGGGUUCGGACAGCGAGAACAUGCCCCCCUCGUACCACGGAAGCACGGCCAACACCCAGCAGACGACAGUAGACAUGUAACCCUUUUCUGCUGUAGCAGGGGUGAUUGUUUAGCCUGGUUGCCAUAAAAUCUUAAACAUGCCGCAGAUUAGACAAAAUUUAAAGAUUGUUUUAUUUAACGACACCUCUUGAGCAUAUUUAUUAAUUAAUCAUCGGCUAUUGAUUUAAAAAAUGGUUUUGUUUGACGACACCACUAGAGCACAUUGAUUAAUUAAUAAUCGGCUAUAAGAUAUAGGAAUGUCAAACAAGUCUGUCAUAUAGUCUUCAGGAGAAACCCAACAGUUUUCCAGUAGCAGCGACGAGUCUUUAAUAUGCACUUUCCUACAGACAGGACAACACAUACCACUGCCUCUGAUAUACCAGUCGUGGGGCACUGGUUAGGAUGGGGAAAACCCCAUUAGAAAUUGUGUCUACUGAGAGGGUUUGAUUCUACGACCAAAGAUCCUCAAGCGUGCACUCUUACUGACUUAGCUAGAUCCCGCCACCCAGACCAAACGAGGACAUAAUGUUGCCAUACAAUUGAAAACAGUGGCGGAUCCAGAAAAUCCAUUUGGUGGGGGGGGGGGGGGGGGCAGUGACAUGAGGUGGAAUGCCAAGGGAACUUUCGGAGGAGGUAUGGAGGGGGAUCGUAAAUAUAUAUAUAUAUAUAUAUAUAUAUAUAAAACUAUAGCAAAAUUUAGGGGCCGGGCCCAUGCAGCCCCCCACCCCCCAGUUUCGCCUCUGGAAAAAUUGUGUAUGUCGAGUUUAACAUCCCCGGUCUGUCGCAUGUCCGUGACAGACAGUCAGCGACUAUGCUUGCAUGAAACUUGUCUUUAGCUUGCAACAAUCUGCGACGUGUUACAGGUUUUAUGGGAAGCAUGGUUUAGAUAGCAGAAGACUGUUCUAUGACAGCAACGCGACUGGCACCUAGACAGCUAGCUAGAAUUGUGAUUUUACAACCACUGCAAAACUACCAACAGACACUGCAGACGACAACUAGAUUAGCUGACUUUCAAUCACUAACUUUGUUACUUAUCAACUAAUUUAGAUACUUUCUAGUAAAAUAAGACGACUAAAAGCAGACGACAGCGAACGUGGCUAUAUUUUAAUGACAGCAACGAUACUGACAAUAGACGAAAACUAAAUUAGUUACAUUUUAAUAACAGCAAAACUGAUGAUUGAUAAAUGAUGAUGAACUAUAUCUGUAACUUUUUACCAUAGCAACGAAACUGAUAGGAGAUGAUAUGCAUUUUUUAUGACUUGUUUUUGUGUAGCAUCGCGACUAAUUUAACAUACAGUAAUAAUAGAUGAAAUAGAUAAUAUAUGUCACCUUUUUACCUAGCAAUAUGAUCGAUAAAAGAGCGACACAGUAUUUUGUAUCGUAACUUUGUUUUUAUACAUCAUUUCUUUCACAGUCGAUUUAUUUGCAUGUAUAUAAGUCCAGCUUAAUUUCAUAGCCGAUGUAUUUGUAUUUAUCUAAGUCCAACACAAUUACAUAAUUCUUUGUCAUAAAUGAAGUGGAUUGCCUUUAGAAUAAUGCCUUUUCUUGAAAUGAAACAGCACACAAUACAGUUUCUACACAUAACCAUGAGAAAGGAAUGACAAUUUCAGCCAUUGCAUACAAUUCUGGAAUUGCACUAUUGACCAAGGAAAAUAUGUGUUUGCUAUGAUGAGAAUUUGCAGACGUAACUACAAAUAUAAUGAAUGCGCCAACUGUAACUGUUACUUUCCUUGAUAUAUUUGACACGAAAAUGUUAGUGAUAUUUAAACGUUAAAAACACAAUAGUACCUAUCAUAAUCAUAUCACGUUUAGGGUAUAAAGUGGAAAGGGGCGGGGGUGGUGUUAAAGAAACCAAUAGCACAUGUUAUGUUAAAAUUAUAAAAUGGAAGGGAACAGAGGAAGGAGAGAGGUGUGUUAAAAAAUCAACAAUAGUAGGCUACAUGUCAUGUUACGGAUGUAAAGUAGACGCAGACUGUGGUAUUGGACCAGCUAAAUGAACAACGAAAACUAUAGUGCUUUGUAAUUUAUUAUGUUGUAAUUGGAAAAACGAGAGUGUGUGAUUUUAUGCAUACACACUAGCGUUUAUACAACGAACAGCAAACGAAGCGCACGAAUACGACUGUACCGUAAUUUAAUUAAUUGUUUAGUUUAGUUAUCUGAAACACGCAGACGUUUGCAAUUUGAAAAAACGUUAACGUCAAAAACACGUUCUUGAUCAUUAGUCAGGGUUUCUGCCAGAGGGUAAAAUGGAUAUGGCGCCAUACCCAAAUUUAUUUGCAGAUUUAAAAAAAAAAAAUUAAGUUGACCUUUUGACAAAAUUAAUGACUUAUCAUUGCUGUAUGAUUUUCUUAACCCUAAACCUAACCCAUUUUCUUUCUGGGGGAGGCCUUCCAUAGGCCUACCCCCUAUUCAUUCAGCACACACAUUGUAAAUAUUCAGUUUCAUAGCGCCAUACCUAACAAUUUCUUUCUGGCAGAAACACUGUUAGUAUUAGGAUUAGCCGUAAUUGUUAAACGGAAUGGUUGUAAAAUGUUAAUAAAGUUGUAAACUAAAAUAGACUCUCAUUUGAAAAAAACAAAAAUGGUCAGUGUUGUACUGUGGCGGAUCCAGAAAAUCCAUUUAUGGUGUGUGUGUGUGUGUGUGUGUGUGUGUGUGUGUGUGUGUGUGUGUGUGUGUGUGUGUGUGUGUGUGUGUUUGCGGGGGCAAUGGCAUAUGGUCGAAGGCCACAAACAUUCCCGAAGGCAUUCCUCGGAUUCUCCAACGUAAAAUUUAAAAAAAGAAGCAAACAUUAGAGGGAUGCGAGGCCCUGGAAUACCCACUUAGAUCCGCCUGUUGUAUUUUAACCGUUAAUGUAUUUUUACCAUUGAUUGUAUUUAUUUUAUAGCGACCUACACCUGUGCGUUUCUUUUGUUUCUCUGUAUAUAUUGCAAACAAGACACUUACGAAAUUAAUUAAAAAGAGGGUCAUUAUUGUUUUCCACUUGUGCGUUUCUUUUGCUUUUCAGUGUACUAUGGUGUAUGAAUUGUUUCAAUUAAUUAACAAUGUUAUAUUAUUCUGUCGUAUGCAUGACCUUAUCAUAAUUAUUUAUAAUAUACAUAAUGUACUAUUUGUUUUAAUAAACAUUAUUUCACUU
Messenger RNA from Gigantopelta aegis, 4279 nucleotides. RefSeq lists its product as uncharacterized. The coding region runs from base 201 to 1187 and encodes 328 amino acids. The record is from RefSeq and is a predicted model, not a curated record. The transcript has 7 exons. NCBI's taxonomy places the organism in Eukaryota, Metazoa, Mollusca, Gastropoda, Neomphalida, Peltospiridae.